UGUGUACACUUUACUGUGUGACUGAAUUAGCAUCCAGAGAAUUGGCGUCACGUUCCAAGCUGGCACGGUGUGUGUGUGUGACGUUAAUUAGGGGGUGGAGUUAGUGCUUAAAGCCUGUGCUGUCAGUGGAGUGCACACACACACACACACACUCACACAUAGGCACACACACAGAGCGGUGGAGUUAAAGCCUGAACACCAUCGCUGCUCAUCAUCACAGCGCUGCUACUGCUGCUGCUGCUGCUGCUGCCGUGUGAGUGUGAGAGUGUUUGAGUCGAGUGAGUGAGUGUGUGUGUGUGUGUGUGUGCAGGUCUCUGAUCUGAUCUGCAUCCUCUCGCAGGGACUUUAGUCAACUCCACAUCCACCUGAAGCUUCUGUGCCGAGAAAAUCUCCAUCCGUCCACUUCUCAGACUCAGAGCUGCGGAGGACCGACACCACAGACGCAAAACACAGCUCAUGGCGUUGAUGGUGAACGUGUGCUGGAUGUUGGCGCUGAGUGCGUGCUCGGUGCUGACAGUGCAAGCGGAGUGCACUAAGGAGUGCGCACUCUGUCUGUACAGCUCUUUAGCAGCGCAGCAAGCAGACAGCAGCACCGGGCCCUGCACACUCGAGUGCGGAAGCAGCGUGGACCUGAGGAAGCUGGGACUCUGUCGGAACGCUCUGACCGAAGACGAGCGUGCCACCCUGGAUCAAAAACCAGAGCCUGACAGCGCCGAGCACCUUCUGGCCAAGAAAUACGGCGGCUUCAUGAAACGCUACGGUGGCUUCAUGAUGAAGAAGACCUCAGAAGACCUCACGAAGGACGAAUCCGACGGCGUUUCCGAGGAGGAGCUGGGCAUCCUGAGGGAGAUCCUGAGGGCGGGCCUGAACGCCAACGAGCCAGGCAAGGAGCUCCAGAAGCGCUACGGAGGCUUCAUGCGCAGGGUGGGCAGACCGCAGUGGCUCGACGAGAGCAAAAAUUACGGCCUUCACAAACGCUGGGAGGACGAGGGAGCGGAGGGCGUGUUGCCCGAGACGCACAAGAGAUACGGAGGCUUCAUGGAUUAGGAGCCGAUGCGAAGAUUCAAAACGGACACUCAUCGUCGCAAAACAAUCCCAAACGUGUGCAAAGCUUACGACUUCAUGUUCAUUUAUUAUUAAUGUAUUGACACGUGCCGAGUCGUUUUCUUUAUUUUGCUAUGUGCGAGUCGUUGCUAUGGGUGAUUCUUUGAGCGACUCUUUUAAGUGAAUCAGUUUAGUGAGUCAAUUCGCAAGCAAAUCAAAAUGUUUUGUUUUAUUUUAUUAAUUGAAUGGUGUGUACUUUUCUUCAGCGACAAUAAAAAAAUAUACGUUAAGCAGAGUAAAUUGAAAUAACAGCCUCUGUCAUGUUUAUUAUAUGUUUUUCGUUGUCUUGCUGAAUUAUGGUGCGUAAAUAGAUUCACGAAUCGAGCUUCGAGAGAUUCAACGUUUAAACUCAAUUUUGUCUAUUUUUUAAUAUACCGUGAAUGUAAUAAUGUCAUUAAAAAAACUAAAAAAAAAACUUGUCAUGUAGAUUAACAAUAAUAAUGUGAGCCCACGCUAUAGCUUGUUUAAUGGUGAACCGAACGAAUCAGCAUUCGAUUCAUUUAAAUAAGUAGUUCAAAAGAAUCAAAUCGCUCAAGUGACUCGUGAUGCCCAUCACUUCUUUGCUAAUGACUAUAUCUGCCUAAUAAAGUCUGUUCGGUAGUUUAAGUGUGUGUGCUUUAGUGGUUUAUGUUAACGUCUACACCAUGCCUAUAUCUAUACAUCCCUGAUUUUUGCACAAUAAUCACAACGUUGCUUUCUCCAUCGGGUAGUGAAGUGAUUCGUUACACAAAAUCAAGUGAAUUGUUUUGAUCUUUGAGUAUGUGCAAGAUUUCAUUUAAGUGUUGAUGAUGAUGAUGAUGAUGAUGAUGAUGUUGUGUAUCUCACGUUUAUCUCAUGAUGUGUUUCAAUCAUUUCUGACAGAUUGGCUGUACAGAGUACAAUAAAUUCAUUUGCCUGCAGGAAUCAAACGUGUGAGCUUGGGGUUUUUGGGUUAUUUUGGUGAAAUUAAUCUGAAUCAUUAUGCACACCACCACUGCAACUUCACCACAUAUCCCUAAGUUCACACGAGCAAGUCAGUAUCGCUACUGUUGUACCUUG
Ictalurus furcatus (blue catfish) is the source of this 2142-nucleotide messenger RNA. It is a transcript of the gene penka, whose product is annotated as proenkephalin a. The coding region runs from base 457 to 1047 and encodes 196 amino acids. The transcript is spliced from 3 exons. The record is from RefSeq and is a predicted model, not a curated record. Gene Ontology annotation, molecular function: opioid receptor binding. Gene Ontology annotation, cellular component: neuronal cell body; dendrite; plasma membrane. Lineage: Eukaryota; Metazoa; Chordata; Actinopteri; Siluriformes; Ictaluridae. Gene Ontology annotation, biological process: sensory perception; neuropeptide signaling pathway; chemical synaptic transmission.